CAUAAAACAACAAAAUCAACGCACUAUGCACUAGCAUUUUUAGUGCUAUACAUAAAAUAAAAGAAAUCUAAAGUUCUCUUAAAAAACAUGGUGGCUUUAGAAACCAUUAAUGUGUUAUUUGGUGUUUUUGCUUUCCUUUGUGCUCAAAGCCAAAGUUUCCGAGUUGAAAUCAUCCACAUUGAUUCUCCAAUAAACUUACAUUCCUACAAUCCUUCAAAAGCUAGGGCUGAGUAUCCAAAGGACACUCUUCUCCCAUCCCAAUCACGCGUCGCCCGAAUGAAGCGACGCGCGGCUACUACUUUGCCGGGCCUCCCCGGCUCUGCAACAGCUAAGUUUGCAACCGAUGCAGAAUACGCCAUCGGAUACUAUGCCAUGAAGUUCUCCAUUGGCACGCCGCCGGUAGAGAGGUUCGCCGCAAUGGACACCGGCAGCGAUCUCACGUGGAUACAAUGCGAGCCAUGUCGAGGCGUAUGCUUUCCGCAAGACAUGCCGUUGUUCGAGCCGUCAACGAGCGCGUCGUACACGAGGUUGCCGUGCGACACCCCAAUAUGUCUCGAGGGUGGCUGGUAUUCAUGCGACACCUCCACCAACCUAUGCCAUUACGACUACGGCUAUAUGGAUGCGUCGUACCCUCAUGGUGACUUAGCUUACGAUACUCUUGCGAUCGGUGACACCAAUGGCGAUAAUAUUUCCUUCAUCAAACAGGCCAACAUUGGGAGGUUCAUGUAUUGCCUUCCGUGGUAUUCGGAAGCCAAUGUCUCCACCCACAUCGCAUUCGACUCUGACGCUGUAAUCCCUGACCCAGACGGUGUCGUUUCAACCCCUAUGGUCGACACGGAAUCUGGAAUGCUGGUCGACUCGGGGACCACUUUAACCUAUCUCCCAAAUGAGUUGCAUGAGGCGUUGAUAACAGAGUUAAGAAGUGUGGUGAAGAGCACUCCGGUGAGCGAUCCGAGUGGCACGUUUAGACUUUGUUACAAUGCGUCGGACAUAGCCGCGGAAGUGUUUCCGGCGGUGGCGGCACAUUUUGCCGGGGGCGCCGUCGUUCAGCUCUCGCCCAAAGCAUUGCUUAGCUAUUAUGUAGCCGAUGGGUUCCAUUCCAGGGGAAAAAUGGUGAAGGGACGUCAAGGAGAGCGCAUCAGACUCUAUGUCAGGGGAACUGUCCUCGGCUACAAGAGAUCGAAGUCAAACCAGUACCCGAACACCUCUUUGAUUCAGAUCGAGGGAGUGAACACGAAGGAGGAAGUGAGCUGGUACUUGGGAAAGAGGAUGGCCUAUGUCUACAAGGCUAAGACAAAGAAGAAUGACUCCCUCUACAGAUGUAUCUGGGGAAAAGUAUGCCGGCCUCACGGAAACAGUGGGGUUGUGAGAGCUAAGUUCAAGUCGAACUUGCCGCCCAAAUCCAUGGGAAACAAGGUUCGCGUUUUCAUGUACCCAAGCCAUAUCUAAGUGAAGAUGGAGAAUCAAGUUUUUUUGUUGCAGUGGAACUUGGACCCUCUAGCCUGCCUCAUUUUCUUAUCUUUCUAUUUUCCUUGAGUUUGUUUGAGAGAUAUUAAUGGUACAAACAAUGUUUUGAUUGUAGCAUAAUCUUCUUCUUCCCAUCCUGAAAUGAACACUUGGUUCCUUUACAUCUUCAAGCAUGCAAAUUAUUGUUAUCAUUUUUACUCAUAUGAAGUCUUUAAACAUAAGAUCUUAUAUCUAAGCACUUGGUGAACUGA
Molecule: messenger RNA, 1718 nt
Organism: Cuscuta campestris
Lineage: Eukaryota; Viridiplantae; Streptophyta; Magnoliopsida; Solanales; Convolvulaceae
Source: the annotation of a GenBank genome assembly